This is a messenger RNA of Acipenser ruthenus (sterlet), 4677 nucleotides long. Its product is annotated as bile salt export pump-like. Gene Ontology annotation, molecular function: ABC-type transporter activity; ATP hydrolysis activity; ATP binding. Bases 141 to 4211 code for a protein of 1356 amino acids. The record is from RefSeq and is a predicted model, not a curated record. NCBI's taxonomy places the organism in Eukaryota, Metazoa, Chordata, Actinopteri, Acipenseriformes, Acipenseridae. Gene Ontology annotation, cellular component: membrane. The transcript has 29 exons. Gene Ontology annotation, biological process: transmembrane transport.
GAAAUGUUUGUUCAAUGAGGCAUUUCUACAUGAGAGAAGAUUUCAGUUUAUCUUUGUUGUCAAGAGGUUGUGCUGUGGACUUGGAAUAGGCAGCAAAGUGUUAAAAAGUUUAGAUAACCUGCCGGAAAAAAUAACUAGAAAUGAAGGACCCUGCUCAUCUUCAAAGCAUACAAACAAAUGGAGAAGUCAAUAAAGCAUUUGAAUUGAAAGAAAAAGAUGGCAUACAAAAUGAAAACGGGGCUUUUCACAAGAUGAAUGGACCGUUUUUUCCAGGACAGGAUGCCAAAGGGGACGAAAUGCCUAAGAAGAAGAAAGAAAAGGAGACUGCCGUUGGAUUUUUUCAGCUGUUUCGUUUUGCGUCUGGCACUGAUGUAAUCAUGAUGGUAACUGGGGGAUUCUGUGCACUGGUGCAUGGGGCAGCCUCCCCUCUUAUGUUGCUGGUGUAUGGGAUGAUGACCGACACAUUUGUGGCAUACGAACUGGAAGUUCAGGAACUGAAAGAUCCUAAUAAAACAUGCAUCAACAGUACCAUCAGUUGGAAAAAUGGCUCUAUAUAUGAAAUAGCAGAAAAUACCACCAUAUACUGUGGGGUGGAUGUUGAAGCAGAAAUGACCCUAUUUGCAUAUUACUAUGUUGGCAUUGGAGUCGGAGUUCUUAUUGUAAGCUACUUUCAAAUUGCUUUCUGGGUCACAGCUGCAGCUCGUCAAGUACAACGAAUAAGAAAAGCAUAUUUUCGAAAAAUAAUGAGAAUGGAGAUUGGUUGGUUUGAUUGCAAUUCAGUUGGAGAGUUAAAUACAAGAAUUUCAGAUGACAUCAACAAAAUCAACAAUGCGAUUGCUGACCAAGUGUCAAUCUUCAUGGAGCGCAUAUCUACAUUUUUCUUUGGAUUCAUGGUUGGUUUCAUUGGUGGCUGGAAACUGACCCUUGUUGUCAUAGCAGUCAGCCCUCUCAUCGGUUUGGGAGCUGGAUUAAUGGCGAUGGCUGUUGCCAAAUUGACUGGUCAUGAGCUCAAAGCCUAUGCCAAGGCUGGUGCUGUUGCAGACGAGGUACUUUCUUCUCUAAGAACAGUGGCUGCAUUUGGUGGAGAGCAGAAAGAAGUAGAAAGGUAUGACAGAAACCUGACGGAAGCUCAAACCUGGGGUGUUAAGAAAGGAACGAUUAUAGGACUUUUUCAAGGAUAUCUGUGGUCUGUUAUCUUUCUCUGCUAUGCCCUGGCAUUUUGGUAUGGAUCAAAGCUGGUAAUAGAUGAAAAGGAACUGACUCCAGGAGGCCUAAUACAGGUGUUUUUUGGAGUGCUGAUGGCAGCUAUGAAUCUUGGCCAGGCUUCUCCAUGCUUGGAAGCAUUCGCCUCGGGCAGAGGUGCAGCACGAAUUAUCUUUGAAACAGUUGACAGGGAACCUGAAAUUGACUGUUUUUCAGAGGAGGGACACAAAUUAGAAAACGUGAAAGGCAACAUUGAAUUCCAUAACAUCACUUUCCAUUAUCCAUCCAGACCAGAAGUGAAGAUUUUAGAUAAGCUAAGCAUGGUUGUUAAAGCUGGAGAAACAACCGCAUUUGUUGGGUCAAGUGGAGCUGGGAAAAGUACCACGGUGCAGCUCAUCCAGAGAUUUUAUGACCCUUGGGAAGGAAUGGUCACUCUGGAUGGCCAUGACAUACGUAGUCUAAAUAUCCCAUGGCUGCGUUCAUUGAUUGGUAUUGUGGAACAGGAACCUGUUUUGUUUUCGACAACAAUAGCUGAGAAUAUCCGAUAUGGGCGAGAGAAUGUGUCAAUGGAAGAGAUCAUUCAAGCAACAAAGGAGGCCAAUGCCUAUAACUUCAUCACGGAUUUGCCACAGAAAUUCGACACUCUGGUUGGUGAGGGUGGGGGUCAGAUGAGUGGAGGGCAGAAACAGAGAAUAGCCAUCGCUCGAGCUCUUGUGAGGAACCCCAGGAUUCUGCUGCUGGACAUGGCAACCUCUGCACUCGACAAUGAGAGUGAAGCUGUGGUUCAGGAGGCUCUUGAUAAGGUUCGUGUGGGUAGAACAACAAUUUCUAUAGCCCACCGCUUAUCCACAAUCAGAAAUGCAGAUGUCAUCAUUGGAUUUGAGCGUGGGAAAGCUGUGGAGAAAGGAACACACAAAGACCUGCUGGAAAGAAAAGGGGUUUAUUUCACUUUGGUCACUUUGCAGAACCAAGGCAGUGACACCAUAAGUGAAAAGCCAAAGAAAAUGGCUGCAAAUGAAGAUAUCGAGGACCCAACAAUAGAACGAGUUAGAAGACUUAGUGAAGGAGGUUACCGAUCCAGUUUCAGGAACUCUCUGCGUCUGCGAUCGAAAUCACAGCUAUCAAACGCAUUUCCUCCAACUAUUUCUGGAAAUGUUGAUUUUAGUUUACCUGUUGAUAGCAGUGAUGGCCUUGACAUCGAGGACGAGGAAGAAAUGGAUACAGAGGAUGUAGCCGAAAGAGUGAACAUUGAACCUGCACCAGUAGCUCGGAUUUUGAAAUACAAUGCACCAGAAUGGCCCUACAUGUUGUUUGGUACUUUUGGUGCUGCAGUGAAUGGUGCUGUGAAUCCAAUCUAUGCAGUUUUAUUUAGCGAGAUUCUUGGGACAUUUUCUAUACCCAACCUGGAAAAGCAAAAAAAUCAAAUUAGUGGAAUAUGUUUGGUUUUUGUUAUUGUUGCUGUUGUAGCUUUCUUCACACAGUUUUUACAGGGUUAUGCUUUCGGGAAAUCUGGUGAACUGCUCACAAGGAGACUUCGUAAGCUUGGCUUCCAGGCAAUGCUGGGGCAGGAGAUUGGCUGGUUUGAUGAUCCCAGAAACAGUCCAGGUGCUUUAACUACAAGACUCGCCACUGAUGCUUCCCAGGUCCAAGGGGCCACUGGAUCACAGAUCGGAAUGAUUGUCAAUUCUUUGACCAAUAUUGGAGCCUCUCUGAUAAUUGCAUUUUACUUCAGCUGGAAAUUAAGUUUGGUGGUGAUUUGUUUCCUCCCAUUAAUUGGACUGUCUGGAGCUUUCCAGGCUAAAAUGCUGACAGGUUUUGCAAACCAAGACAAGAAAGCCAUGGAAACCGCAGGACAGGUUUCAAGCGAAGCUCUCGGAAACAUUCGAACUAUUGCAGGCCUGGCUAAGGAGAACAUGUUUGUUAAAUUGUAUGAGCUACAGCUAGAGGAACCAUACAGAGCAGCUAAAAAGAAAGCUGUUGUGUACGGGGUCUGUUUUGCAUUUGCACAAUGUGUCAUCUUUAUGGCAUAUGCAGCCUCAUUUAGAUUUGGAGGGUAUCUGGUCAACAACGAUGGAAUCCACUACAUUGUGGUUUUCAGAGUAAUAUCUGCAGUAGUGAUCAGUGGAACUGCUUUGGGAAAAGCCUCCUCUUUCACUCCUGAUUAUGCUAAGGCUAAAAUUGCAGCUGCACAAUUGUUUAAGUUGCUUGACCGAGUUCCCAAAAUAAGCAUAAACAACAGCCAGGGAGAAAAAUGGGAUUCCUUUAGAGGAGAGAUUGACUUUAUUUCCUGCAAGUUUACCUAUCCAGCUCGACCUGAUAUUCAAGUAUUAAAAGGUCUUUCAGUGUCUGUGAAACCUGGACAGACCUUAGCAUUUGUUGGAAGCAGUGGAUGUGGAAAAAGCACCAGCAUUCAGCUACUUGAGCGAUUCUAUGACCCAGAGGAAGGAAAAGUUCUAAUUGACAGGCAUUUGUCAAAGAAUGUUAAUGUGCCAUUCCUGAGGUCUAAAAUUGGAAUAGUUUCCCAAGAGCCUGUGCUAUUUGACUGCAGCAUUGCUGAGAAUAUUAAAUAUGGGGACAACACUCGAGAAGUCACCAUGGAUGAAGUCUUUGCUGCUGCCAGGAAGGCUUACCUGCAUGAUUUUGUUUUGACUCUGCCAGAUAAAUAUGAAACACAAGUUGGUGCCCAAGGUUCUCAACUGUCCCGGGGCCAGAAACAGCGAAUAGCUAUAGCCAGAGCUAUUGUUAGGAAUCCAAAAAUCCUCUUAUUGGAUGAAGCCACAUCUGCACUGGACACAGAAAGUGAAAAGAUUGUCCAGGCAGCACUGGAUGAGGCUAGACGAGGACGGACCUGCAUUGUCAUUGCACACCGCCUGUCCACGAUUCAGAAUGCUGAUAUCAUAGCUGUCAUGUCUCAAGGGGUUGUUAUUGAAGCAGGGACACACAAAGAACUCAUGGCCAAAAAGACAGCAUACUACAAACUUGUCACAACUGGGGCUCCAAUCAGUUAAUAUGUAACACCUCAGGGCUCCCGAGUAACAUAGAACACCUGAUGCAUUAAUAGAAUGAACCCAUCAGUGUGUUCAACAAGAUACUUUAAAUCCGAAGUCCAGAUGCCCAGAUAAGAGGUGAAUGAUAUGAGUGUCAUGUCACCUGACUAAUAACCUUUUACUAUAAAAGGGUCUGACUCUUUCUCAUUAUGAUAUGUAAACAAAGUCUUUUAUUUACUAGAAGAUACUUGUAAGUAAUCCUUAAUUCAAUUAUAGAUUUUAAUUAAAAGCUAUUAAUGUUAUUCUGUUAAAAAAGUGUAAACAUUCAAUGAACUAUAAAAAAGGUAACUACUAUAAACUGUUGUAAGUCGUGAAGGUUGGUUGCAUGGUAAUCACUUUUACAUUUAAAAACAGUCAACUGAAACUAAUUGGUUUUCUUUUAGGCUAAAAAAACUUAUUUGUGUGUUCAAUAAAUAGAAAUACCACA